UCAACGUCUUCCCGGUUUCUUCGCCGUCGUCUCUCUCUUCCUCCCCACUCUCAACAUAAUAUCCAUCUAAAACCUGCAAAAAACAAUGUCUGCUGCUGCAUUCCGCCGAGCGGCCUGCAGACUUCCCUCGGCCGCCGCUUCCGUCCCCCGCCGCGCCCUCGCGACUGAGGCGGGCGCACGUCCAGGCUUGGGCCAUGGCGCACCGGUGUACGAGAGCUCGGAGGGGGUAAACGAUGUCAGUGGGCCGGCUAUCCCGCUCUCGAACGUGGAGGCGCAAUGGGAGAACCUGGAUAAGGCAGAGAAGUACAAGGUCCGCAGGCAGCUCGAGAAACUGCAGGAGAAGGACUGGAAAGAGUUGAGCUUCGACGAGAAGAAGGCCGCGUACUACGUCGCCUUCGGUCCCCACGGCCCUCGCAAGCCUAUCAACCCUCCUGGUACCUCCAUCAAGGUUGCAUUCGGCGUUGCUACCCUCAUCGGUCUCAGCGGUGCCACCUACUUUGCCGUCCGUGCUAGUGCUCCUCCUCCGCCGAGGACGAUCACCAAGGAGUGGGAGGAUGCCGCUCUGGAGCGUGCCCGCGAGAUGAAGAUCAACCCCAUCCAUGGUGUCUCAUCGGAAGGCUACAAGGGCAACGGCUUCAGCACCCACAAAUAGUGGACGGACGGAUGGAUACUAGAUGGACUCGUUCUUCUCCCUCUCUCACUCCCUCUGGCCUUACCCGUAUUCUUCAACUAUAUUCGCUUCCACGCUGCAUACUGCGGAGGUUCCAAUAUAUUCUUCUUUCCGUCUGCGUCUUCAAGCUUCAAGCCUUUGUCGUAGGUACCGUUUCGGAUGCAUGUUGCAUGGUCGCUCGCCUGUUGGUGUGAAC
Messenger RNA from Stereum hirsutum FP-91666 SS1, 866 nucleotides. Its product is annotated as cytochrome c oxidase subunit IV. Gene Ontology annotation, biological process: mitochondrial electron transport, cytochrome c to oxygen. NCBI's taxonomy places the organism in Eukaryota, Fungi, Basidiomycota, Agaricomycetes, Russulales, Stereaceae. The record is from RefSeq and is a predicted model, not a curated record. The coding region runs from base 86 to 652 and encodes 188 amino acids. The transcript has 4 exons.